Messenger RNA from Equus caballus (horse), 639 nucleotides. RefSeq names its product H1.6 linker histone, cluster member (gene H1-6). Gene Ontology annotation, molecular function: DNA binding. The record is from RefSeq and is marked validated. Lineage: Eukaryota; Metazoa; Chordata; Mammalia; Perissodactyla; Equidae. Gene Ontology annotation, cellular component: nucleosome. Gene Ontology annotation, biological process: nucleosome assembly.
AUGUCUGAGACUGCGCCAGCAGCCCCAGCCGAACCUGUUUUAUCUUCUAUGGAGAAGCCUCCAGCCAAGAAGCGAGGGAAGAAGCCGGUUGGCUUGACGGGUGGAAGUCGCAAAGUUCCUGGUUCGUCUGUGUCCAAGUUGAUCACUGAGGCUCUCUCAGUGUCCCAGGAGCGAGCGGGCAUGUCGCUGGCCGCUCUCAAGAAGGCGCUGGCAGCUGCCGGCUACGACGUGGAGAAGAACAACAGGCGCAUCAAGUUGGGCCUCAAGAGCCUCGUGAGCAAGGGCACUCUGGUACAGACUAGGGGUACCGGCGCCUCCGGCUCUUUCAAGCUAAGCAAAAAGGCUACUCCUGAGCCCGCCAAGGGCAGAGUCAAAAAGGGUGCUUCUGCCAACGCUAAGAAGCUGGUCUUACCCAAGGGCUCGAAGUCUCCAAAGAGUGCCAAGACCAACAAGAGGACCAGCAAGGCGAGGACACCAGCAGCUCAGCCAUCUGCCAGAGGCGGCAGGAAGUCUAAAGGUGCUAAGGGCAAGCAACAGCUGAAGAGCCCAGGGAAGGGAAGAACUGGGAAGCCCAAGACCGGCAAGCCCAAAUUAACGCAGCAAAGGACAAAUCCUAGGAAGACAGCAUCCAAGAAGUAA